Messenger RNA from Belonocnema kinseyi, 201 nucleotides. Its product is annotated as histone H2B-like. The transcript has a single exon. Lineage: Eukaryota; Metazoa; Arthropoda; Insecta; Hymenoptera; Cynipidae. The record is from RefSeq and is a predicted model, not a curated record. Gene Ontology annotation, molecular function: structural constituent of chromatin; protein heterodimerization activity; DNA binding. The coding region runs from base 1 to 201 and encodes 66 amino acids. Gene Ontology annotation, cellular component: nucleosome.
AUGGCAUCUAAAGCGAGUGGUAAAGCCGUUAAGAAAGCUGGUAAAGCCCAGAAAAACGUCGCUAAGACCGACAAGAAGAAGAGACGGAAGACGAAGGAAAGUUACGCUAUCUACAUCUACAAAGUCUUGAAACAGGUCUACCCUGAUACAGGAGUCUCUAGCAAGGCAAUGAUCAUCAUGAACAGCUUCGUUAACAAUUAA